AUGGGAACGGAGAUUUUGCGGCCACAGGAUAUCUUAAUUGAAAGGUUCAGAGUUCCGCCGUCGGCGUUCCAUCGCCGGAGAAGCAACUUUGGAAACGAAAAUGGCUAUUUUAAUCCUAGGAACAGAAAAUCGGUGGUCAGAACGGAGAAGAAGAAGCUGAAUAACCAACCUGAGCCGCCGUCGAUCACGAGGAGAUGCGCGAGCGCCGUGGAGUUGAGACAGGCUUACAACGACGGCCUAGAAAUGGGUCGGGUGACGAUUCUGAGGAGAGGCGAGUCUUUGAAUUCGCUGGUUCAACCGGAAAUGCUGCCCAAGCAUAUCCGGGUCGGGUUAUCAUCGGCUGACGUGUAUGCCGGUUCGGCAUUUUCAAAUUCGCCAUCGCCUAGAGCUCUUCCCUUGCCCUCAUUUUUCAACAAAAAGCAGGAAGAUUUCAAGUCCUUUGAUGACUCUGCCACUAGAGAUUUGAGGCGCUUGCUCCGACUUGAAUACUAG
Molecule: messenger RNA, 492 nt
Organism: Nicotiana tabacum (common tobacco)
Lineage: Eukaryota; Viridiplantae; Streptophyta; Magnoliopsida; Solanales; Solanaceae
Source: RefSeq, a predicted model, not a curated record